Messenger RNA from Notechis scutatus (mainland tiger snake), 1410 nucleotides. RefSeq names its product gamma-aminobutyric acid type A receptor subunit rho3 (gene GABRR3). Gene Ontology annotation, molecular function: transmembrane signaling receptor activity; extracellular ligand-gated monoatomic ion channel activity. Gene Ontology annotation, cellular component: membrane. Gene Ontology annotation, biological process: monoatomic ion transmembrane transport. NCBI's taxonomy places the organism in Eukaryota, Metazoa, Chordata, Lepidosauria, Squamata, Elapidae. The record is from RefSeq and is a predicted model, not a curated record.
AUGGUCCUUGCAUUAAAACUGCUGCUGUUCACCUUUAUUUGGCCUACUUCUGUUUUAGCCUAUAACAGCGAUCAUCAUAAUCAUUGCUAUAGCCACCAACAUCCUCAAAGGUCAUUCAUGAAAAGACAUAACAGCAAACAACAAUUUAAGGCAAGGAAACUAGACAGCACUAAAGUACCACCUGUGAAAUCAGAACAACUUCUCCAUAUAGAAAACCAUGAUUUUGCCAUGAGACCUGGCUUUGGAGGAUCACCAAUCCCAGUUGGCAUUGAUGUGCAAGUAGAAAGCAUUGACAAAAUUUCAGAAGUUGACAUGGAUUUCACAAUGACUUUGUAUCUCAGGCAUUACUGGAAGGAUGAAAGACUCUCAUUUCCUAGUACCAGAAACAGAAGCAUGACCUUUGAUGGAAGAUUAAUAAAAAAGAUUUGGGUACCUGACACAUUUUUUGUUCAUUCUAAAAGAUCUUUUAUCCAUGACACAACCAUGGAGAAUAUUAUGUUACGUAUCUAUCCAGAUGGCAAUGUGCUCUUCAGUUUACGGAUAACAGUUUCUGCCAUGUGUUUCAUGGACUUCAGUAGAUUCCCACUUGACACUCAGAAUUGUUCUCUAGAGUUGGAAAGCUAUGCUUACAAUGAAGAAGACUUGAUGCUGUACUGGAAACAUGGCAAUGAAUCUUUAAGCUUAGAUGAGUACAUUUCCCUUUCUCAGUUUUUCAUUGAAGAAUUUAGUGCUUCUAGUGGAUUAGCAUUCUACAGCAGUACAGGUUGGUACAAUCGACUUUUUAUAAACUUUGCUCUACGGAGACACAUUUUCUUUUUUGUUUUACAAUCCUAUUUCCCCUCUAUGUUGAUGGUGAUGCUAUCUUGGGUUUCCUUUUGGAUAGACCGAAGAGCUGUUCCUGCAAGAGUAUCACUAGGUAUAACUACUGUGCUGACGAUGUCAACCAUAAUUACCGGAGUUAGUGCCUCAAUGCCCCAGGUGUCUUAUAUAAAAGCUGUGGAUGUAUAUUUAUGGAUCAGCUUCCUUUUCGUCUUCCUAUCUGUUAUUGAAUAUGCAGCUGUAAAUUAUCUCACAACAGUGGAAGAACGAAAACAUCUGAAAAACAGAGGAAAGGUUGCUGGUUUGUAUAACAUUGAUGCAAUGCAAGCCAUGGCCUUUGAUGGGUGCUAUCAUGAUACUGACAUUGAUCUUGCCACCUUGAGUGUUCUUUUAGAAGAGGGAGCAGCACGCGAGCGAGCACGCAGCAUCACCCAUCUGGAUGAAGGUCCCUUAAAAAGAAAAAGAUUUUUGAAAGGAACUGUGGGCAGAAUUAUUUUGCAGAAUAACCACGUCAUUGAUACAUACUCCAGGAUUGUAUUUCCUGCAAUAUAUAUUGUAUUUAAUUUUUUUUACUGGGGUUUAUAUAUAUAA